ACAAUAUUCACUCACAUGCUACAUCCGGCACUCUUGUGCAGCACAUCCCUUGCGACGGCAGUUGCGGCGGUGUCGUUGUACCACUGGAUAUGGUCGAGGAAGAGUAAUCACGCUAAGCCAUCGGGCGAAGCAGCCGCCAGCGUCCGUGACGGUCAUGGAGGACUCAUUGGCAACACUCCGCUCGUGCUGAUUCCCAGUCUGUCCAAGGCAACGGGUUGUCGCAUCCUGGCCAAAGCAGAGUUUCUGAAUCCUGGUGGCAGCUCCAAAGAUCGCGUUGCCAAAGGCAUUAUCGAAGAUGCCGAAGCGAGAGGGUUACUUGGACCUGGUGGCACGAUCGUAGAAGGGACGUCAGGCAGCACUGGCAUCAGUUUGGCGCUUCUGGCUAGAGCCAAGGGCUACAAUUGUCUGAUCGUCAUGCCAGACGACCAAGCCAAGGAAAAAGGCGAGUUGUUGCAGAAAUUCGGAGCUACCGUCGAGUUUGUCAAGCCAGCUUCGAUCGUAAACGCCAAACAUUACGUCAACCAAGCUCGUCGUCGCGCCAGUGAAAUCCCAGGUGGGUACUUUGCCGACCAGUUUGAAAACCUUGCCAAUACGGACAUCCACUACCGCACCACUGGCCGUGAAAUAUGGCAGCAAACCCACGGAGCGCUCGAUGCGUUUGUCAUGUCUGCCGGCACGGGUGGCACGAUUGCAGGGGUGUCUCGGUACUUGAAAGAAAUGAACCCGGCCAUUCAAAUCGUGUUGGCCGACCCCCCAGGAUCGAGUUUGUAUAACAAAGUUCGACACAAUGUGUGCUACGCCCCACAACAAUCUGAACGUACAGUGAGGCGCCAUCGGUACGAUACAGUGGCCGAAGGCAUCGGCAUCGAUCGUCUGACUGCCAACUUUCUCCUCGCGCAUGUCGACGACGCGUACGUCGUGUCGGACGCUGACGCGGUGAACAUGGCUCGGCACCUCUUGCGGGAAGACGGGCUCUUUGUUGGCAGUUCCAGCGCCGUGAAUUGUGUUGCCGCCGUCCGCUUGGCCAAGAAAUUAGGCCCUGGACAUGAGAUCGUGACAGUGUUGUGUGAUUCAGGACAACGUCACUUGACCAAGUUCUGGAACGACGACCACUUGAAGGCGGAGUGGCAGUUGGAGGCCACGGCCACCGACUUGUCGUUUGUGGACAUUUCCACUGGCCAGCCCUAACACACAACCACAAAGCGUGCGGGAUGGACAAGAACGAAACAAAAAUUUAUUGCAACUGUGUGUGCAUCAAGAGUAGUUGCGCCCAUGGUAUUCAUGCUUUUGCUAACAUCGCUCGAUUUCACAA
This is a messenger RNA of Aphanomyces astaci, 1312 nucleotides long. RefSeq lists its product as hypothetical. Gene Ontology annotation, molecular function: cysteine synthase activity. Gene Ontology annotation, cellular component: cytoplasm. Bases 16 to 1188 code for a protein of 390 amino acids. The record is from RefSeq and is a predicted model, not a curated record. The transcript is spliced from 6 exons. NCBI's taxonomy places the organism in Eukaryota, Oomycota, Saprolegniomycetes, Saprolegniales, Verrucalvaceae.